Actinia tenebrosa (Australian red waratah sea anemone) is the source of this 2032-nucleotide messenger RNA. Its product is annotated as neural cell adhesion molecule 2. NCBI's taxonomy places the organism in Eukaryota, Metazoa, Cnidaria, Anthozoa, Actiniaria, Actiniidae. The record is from RefSeq and is a predicted model, not a curated record. Gene Ontology annotation, molecular function: protein binding.
AUCAAAACAGACGCUGGCCAGUACAUAUGUACAGCAAAGAACGCCUAUGACAACAGGGAACACACUGACAGUGCAACUGCAACUGUUAUAGUAAAAUGCUUCUAUCAUCUUCGACAAGUUCCUAAAUAGAACAAUGAAUGAGAGCGACUCCCUGAGUAUCAAGUGUGAUGCAGAUGGCUAUCCACCACCUACCAUCAAAUGGAAGACACCGUCAGGGUCUGUCUACCCUGGGAAAAUCUACAACAUCCCGUCAAUCAGCACAUUACAUGCAGGGACAUACACAUGUACAGCUAGUAACGGGAUAGGAAGAGAAGCAGUGGCCAGUAUACAAGUUACUGUGCAGCACAAACCGGCGAUAGAUUUAUCAAAGUCUUCAUUUAGUUCGAAGUCAUGGAAUGGCAACAGUAUUCGUCUAAGAUGUUUUGCAACUGGUUUACCUGCACCAAGAAUAUCAUGGUACAAACCAACAAAUCAACAGAUCACUACAGGUGUCAACAUUGUACCCGGCGGGGGUAGUGAGGUGACAGUACAGACAACUGCUGACCAAGGGGACUAUGGGCAGUACAAGUGUUGGGCAACAAACAUCCUGGGAAGUGAUGAACACGUCAUCAAUGUUACUCAGCUGGUUGCCCCAGGUGCUGUUACAUUAACGAUAAUUGAGAUUGAAGCAUCAUCAGCAAAUGUGAGAUGGACCAAACCUGCUGAUGAUGGUGGAAGUCCUGUCACUGCUUACGUACUGGAAACUGAUUCACACAUCUUUGUAAGAACAAUUGACACGUACAUCGUACUAACAGGCUUAAAGAAAGACAGUCGGUAUAGGGUUACAGUAUAUGCUAAGAAUGAUAUUGGUUAUGGAGUGUCAUCAACCAAGAUGAUCACUACCAAGAAAAAAGGUAGACCAGACAUUCCAGAACUGUUGACUUCCCUACUCAUAGAAGCCGAAUCUAAAAGAAAAGUUCUUUUAACGUGGAAAAAAACUGAUGACAAUGGGGCAACGAUUUCACGUUACACUAUCUACAUGAAAGAAGAAAAAGAACAACCUGACUGGAAUAUUAUAGAGGAUGUCAAAGAUUCUCUACUAUUGGAAUGCAUUGUGGGAACGAAAGUUAAAUAUGGAAAGACGUACAAAUUUACAGUUACUGCGUGGAAUAAAUAUGGAGAAAGCAUCAAGGAUGAACGUAAUGUUAAGACUGUAAAUACUACAGCAGAUAAGACUGCAUAUGCCACUGGUAAAUCAGUUAAUAGCUGUCCAAUGGKAGGCUCGAAGUACAUCACUACUGUUCUUGGAGUCAUUAUCGCAAUUCUCGUUCUCUCUCUUGGUUUGAAUUUACUGCAAUUUCUGUGGUGGAGAAAAAAAGACAGAUUACAUUGUCUAAAACGAAAGCAAGGUAACCAAAGAACCAAAAAAGCAGCUGAUGAGGAGAUCUACUCCAACGAACUUGAGAUGGAUAAGAAGGUGAUAUCCGCUGUCACAACAUCACUUCCACAUCCGCCUAUCAAUACAGGACCAGAAUAUGAAACCAUACAACAGCUAAAUGAGAUUGCAAGUCCUCAAGAAGAAAUUCCGCCCAAUCAUCUCAAACAUUAUGAGGAUCUCAAUCUCCCAAAUCCUUCUGAACAAGGUGYCCAAAGACCAGUGUACGAACCACUUCGAACGAGAUCCGUUGAACGCAAUGUGCGGCUUGAUAAUAAUAACGAGCAACACCCAUAUGAACCCCUGAAUAUAAGAAACCAAAACCCUACUUAUCAAUCUCUGCAAACUAACAGCAGCGAGAUUAUCUUAUAAAGGCACGCUAGAAAACAUCAAUGUUAAACAAAAAGGUGCCAACAAGCGUUGGACAUGCAGAUUCACUUUUCUUUAAUUUAUUGCCAAACAGUGACAUCAGAGGAUAAAAUGUUACAGUAUAUAAAUUAUAACUAAAUGGGGAUAAAAAUUAAUUCAGUUUUAAUAAUCAAUAAAUGGGGGGAAAUUUCAAUUGUGAAAUAAAACUCUUUACAAAACGUAAUGACCAUGAGCAACACUCAUAUGAAC